ACUUGACAUGGGCCGAUUCAUUUUCUCUGGGUAUUAUAUUUUAAGGCCCUCGCUCUCUGAUGAAGCGUUGUCUGUUGUGCUCAUUAAUCUAAAUCACACCACAAUCAUACCAUACCCCUAUCAUGUCAUACCCCAAUCAUACCAUGCCCCAAUCAAACCUUACCCAAAUCUGGCCAAUCAUACCAUACCCCAAUCAACCCUUACCACAUUCAUACCAUACCCCAAUUAUGUCAUACCCAAAUCAACCCUUACCCCAAUCAUACCAUACCCCAAUCAAACCUUACCCCAAUCAUGCCAUACGUUGAGCUGUUAAAAUCAUGAAAUUGUCAUGCGC
Messenger RNA from Owenia fusiformis, 334 nucleotides. The record is from the annotation of a GenBank genome assembly. NCBI's taxonomy places the organism in Eukaryota, Metazoa, Annelida, Polychaeta, Sabellida, Oweniidae.